This is a messenger RNA of Paramacrobiotus metropolitanus, 791 nucleotides long. Its product is annotated as histone H2A. Gene Ontology annotation, cellular component: nucleosome. The record is from RefSeq and is a predicted model, not a curated record. Bases 129 to 593 code for a protein of 154 amino acids. Gene Ontology annotation, molecular function: structural constituent of chromatin; protein heterodimerization activity; DNA binding. NCBI's taxonomy places the organism in Eukaryota, Metazoa, Tardigrada, Eutardigrada, Parachela, Macrobiotidae. The transcript has 2 exons.
ACGAAACUUUCUCGGCCUUGGAUCUGUACGUAAUCUGUUGAACGUUUUUCUCGGUGUGGAAUUUGUGUAGCUUCAGCAUCAACUGAUUUUAAUUUCGUUUCCGACUAAUCCGUUUUACUCAUCAUAAAAUGACUGGCCGAGGAAAAGGUGGCAAGGUUAAAAGUAAAGCCAAGUCUCGCUCCAGUCGAGCUGGACUUCAGUUUCCUGUGGGGCGCAUUCAUCGUAUGCUCCGGAAGGGAAAUUACGGGGAACGUAUUGGCGCUGGAGCUCCAGUUUAUCUGGCUGCUGUUCUAGAAUAUUUGGCUGCAGAAGUACUCGAAUUGGCUGGAAACGCGGCACGAGAUAACAAAAAGACUCGCAUUAUUCCGCGACAUCUGCAGUUGGCCAUCAGAAACGAUGAAGAGUUGAACAAACUCCUGUCAGGAGUCACAAUCGCACAAGGUGGUGUAUUGCCAAAUAUUGCGCCAACAUUGUUGCCGAAGAAAACAGGAGGUCCAGAAAGCAGCGGCGGAGGUGAACGUGGUGAAGGAUCAGCGAAGCCGAAAGUCAAGAAGAGUGGCGGAGAAGCGCGUUCAGAGGCUCAAGAAUCUUGAUACCCGUAAACGCACGGUACAUUGAUUUUGAUUUCAUUGGAGUGCGUAGUAUGCUUGCACAUGCUCUUAAUUAUCCACGCUAAAAAUUCGCUAAAUAUUAUCUACCCUGGAAUGGAAUGUCCCGGCUUUUUAGCUUUUAUUGGAGAAGCGAGCUUGAUUGGCUGCUUGUGGUUUUUAUAAAUUUACAGAUAAUGUAAA